Molecule: messenger RNA, 1033 nt
Organism: Daphnia pulex (common water flea)
Lineage: Eukaryota; Metazoa; Arthropoda; Branchiopoda; Diplostraca; Daphniidae
Product: hippocalcin-like protein 1
Exons: 10
Coding region: 139-864 (241 amino acids)
Molecular function (GO): calcium ion binding
Source: RefSeq, a predicted model, not a curated record
AAAGAAGAGUUUGCGCUGCCCGGCCAUCCCCGUGUUCAGUUGGUCCUUUUACGCACCCAGUGACAGAGUUAUCUUCCAUAAUCCUCGCUCAGCUUCGUCCACAAGGGGAUAGAACCGCCGGUGAUAUUUUUCUUGGUCAUGCCGAGCUUCAGCGACAGCAGCAGCGAACAGGCGAGCAUACUCGAUUUCGCCGAUGUGGACCUCUGCAGUAAAGCCAACGUCACCAAAGUGAGCAACGGCCAGGAGGACAAGCAAGUUCGACUGCGGCUCAGUUUGGACGAAAUUUGCCACCGAACUAAUUUCACCCGCAAAGAAGUCCGAGCUUUUUAUCGAACUUUGAAACAGGAAUGUCCACUCGGAGUGGUGACCGAAGAAACCUUGCGGGACGCCUAUCACCGCCUUUUCCCCAACGGAAACGUAGGAAUGUACGUGAAAUAUGUUUUCCGCACCUUGGAUACCCAGGGCAACGGCAAAAUUACUUUCACGCAAUUACUCGUGUUCCUGUCGACCAUCAGCAAAGGAACUCAUCUUGAUCGUUUGAAAUGGAUAUUCCGCUUGUACGACCUCGACGGGGACGGGGCGAUUCAGCAUUCCGAACUAUUAAAUUUGUGCUGUGCAAUUCACGAGCUGGCGGGAACAACGGAAAAAAGAAUCUUUCACGAAAGUAAGAAAUCCGGGAAGGAAGAAAUGUUCAGCGAAAGCGAAAAAGACAGAAAAUUCCGCCAGAUCAAACUCUGGGUCGAUAAAGUCUUUAGGCGAUGGGAUUCUAAUCAAGACGGCCAGGUAACACUCGAGGAAUUCCUAGCAAGUUAUUCAAAUGACGAUCUCCUUGAAACUUCGCUUCAUUAUUUUGAUGACUUAUAGAAUAAUUUAACUAAUCUUAAAAGGAAUCUCAGCAUUGUCGUGUGUAACAUACUUGAAUGAAGAUCUGAAACUAGGACUGAAUGAAAUUGAAAACAAUAAGACGACUCCUAAAUGUAGGCCCUAAUUCAAAAUUGAAUUGAAUAGACCUCGAAAACAGAGUGAUGAGAAG